Molecule: messenger RNA, 3448 nt
Organism: Pantherophis guttatus
Lineage: Eukaryota; Metazoa; Chordata; Lepidosauria; Squamata; Colubridae
Source: RefSeq, a predicted model, not a curated record
GAGAGAGAGAGAGGCACAGAGAGAGAGAGAGAGAGAAAGAAAGAAAGAGGCAGAGAGAGAGAGAGAAAGAAAGAGGCACAGAGAGAGAGAGAGAGAAAGAGGCACAGAGAGAGAGAGAGUCGAGCGAGCGCGCCGCGCAAACUUGGCGGAAACUUAAGAGAAUGCGCCAAAAGCCCACGCUUCUCCUGCUGCUGCUGGCGGUGGCUGCUGCUGCUGCUUCUGCAUCCUAUGAAUUCGAGCAGAAUGACUCCUCCGUCAGCCCCAGGAAGGUCAGGCUCGCAGCCCAAAACUCAGCGGAUGUGAUUCGAUGUCUAAACAGUGCCCUCCAAGUGGGAUGUGGGGCUUUUGCCUGUCUGGAAAACUCUACGUGUGACACAGGUGGCAUGUAUGACAUCUGCAAAUCUUUCCUCUACAGCGCUGCUAAAUUUGACACUCAGGGAAAGGCCUUUGUAAAGGAGAGUCUGAAAUGCAUUGCCAACGGCGUCACCUCCAAGGUGUUCCUGGCCAUUCGCCGAUGUUCCACAUUCCAGCGUAUGAUUUCGGAAGUGCAGGAAGAAUGUUAUAGCAAGCUGGACAUCUGUGGCGUUGCAAAAAGGAAUCCAGAAGCCAUCACAGAAGUGGUCCAACUCCCAAACCAAUUCUCAAACAGGUAUUACAGCAAACUUGUGAGAAGUUUGCUGGAAUGUGGGGAAGAAACAGUCGGGACCAUUAAAGACAGUUUGAUGGCUAAAAUUGGACCAGACAUGGCAAGCCUCUUUCAUCUCCUGCAGACAGAUCGCUGCGGCCAGAUUCAUCCAAGAGCAGACUUCAAUCGGAGACGCAUCGCGGAACCUCAAAAGUUAAAAAUCUAUUUGAGGAAUCUCCGGGGGGAGGGACCUUCAGCGGCCCACGUGAAGCGUGAUUCUUCAGAAAGUGUGUAAAUGUGCCACGGAAUGAGUAGAGAAUCCCAGUUGUACCAAACUAAGAAAUUGCUCUUUUUUAUUUUUUUCUUUUGCAUUCACAAUACACCAGAAAUGUACUGUAACUGACUUUCUAAGGACAUUGAGCCAAUCUAUACAUUCAAACAAACAAAUGAAAAGGACAUGGCAUUGUUUUCCUGGGACUGUACCACUUAAAGCAAGGGUCUCCAAACUUGGCAACUUGUAAGACUUCUGGACUUCAAUUCUGGGAAUUGAAGUCCAGAAGUCUUAAAGUUGCCAAGUUUGGAGACUCCUGACUUAAAAGUUGAGGUGGGGAAAACCGCCUAUUUAAAGCUUAAUGUUGCAAAUGUACUCAUGCUUAAAUAGUUCUUUCAACAGUCUAAAAUACUUCAUGAGGACCUCCUUUAAUUGGGAAAGAAUAGAAAGAAUCUACUUCUCCUCCUCUGCCAUUAAUCAUAAUAUAUUCUGAAGUGGUACAGUCAGGAAUAAUUGGUUCUCCGUGUUUUUUAUGGAAGUAUAGAUUGGUCCCUAGUCAUCGGCUAUAGAGUUUUUACUUCUCAUCCCCCCCGGUCCCGCUUCACCCUUCAAACAAACUGUAUGAAAAUAGAAUUCUGGUUAGGACUGUAUCAAAGCUCCAUUUCAUCAUGGAAGGUAGAUCUCUUGAUCUGCCCCCAACAGGUCAAAUGAAUAUAAGCUUUUCUUGAAAGUGACUGUAAGAGCACUUCAACAGACACCAAACUUUCCUUGUACUGUAGCUCAAACGACUUGACAGUCGGAUAGCAUAGAUAUAGUUCUGCUUAUCCUAAGGGGAAGACAAGAAUGGGGGAGUCUAAAACAAAACGAAAGAAGAAAUAAAAAGAUGUUUUCUGCAGGUCUCAUUGGACCAUGGAUACGAAUGGUACUGUUUCAUAGGCAAACAUCAGAGUCCUAUCUAGACUCCGAAUCUCAGUGCUGCAAGGUUUAAUUUUUUUCACUUUUGAGAGUUCCUGAGAUGACUGUUUUUAAUCAACAUUAACCUCUUCCGGGGUGGGCUUCAAAAAUUUUAGCAAGGGGUUCUCUGCCCGGUUGCUGGGUGGGCAUGGCCAUGGUGGGCUUGGCCUAAUCGGCCUCCUGCACCAUGGUGGGAAGGUGUUUUUGCCCUCUCCGGGCUCCGGAGGCUUUCCUCGAGCCUCCGGGAGGGCGAAAACAGCCUCCCCAUGCUCUAGAGGCCCUCUGGAGGCUGGAAACUGGCCCAUUUCCAACCUUUCUGAAUUUCCGAUAGGCCCGUUUUUCGCCCUUCCCAAGCCUCCGCGCACUUACCUGCAUCCAAAACGGGCUGCGUGGGGACUCCUCGGUGGGGCGGGGUGGCUAGGGCCAGUCAGGAGUGGGAUUUGGGGGUUCUCCGAACUGCACAGAAUCUUAGCUAGAGGUUCUUCCGAACCCGCGUGAACCCCCAGCAGCCCACUCCUGACCUCUUCAAAUUCUGACCAUAAAAAAGGAUCUUACAGCAAAUGAGCAGUUCAUCUUGGAUCACUUGGAAUGUUGUCCCAGCCUUUCCAAUUAAGUGAAGAAACGAAAUGUUUUUGCUAGCCUGAGAACUGACCCAACAAACGGCUAAGUCUUGAACUUUUCUAACAACUAGAUCCUCCCCUUCAAGUCUUCCUUAAAAAAAAGGCAAUUUGCCAAAGAUUAGAUAUUUAUCUUUUAUUUUUUUUCUUAUACUACCCUGCAAUGUCUAGAGGUUGUAAGCAGGUGGGGUAAGAUGACACUAUAAAGUAAUGUCCAAGUUGUUGUUCUGGGACCUUGAUACACCAACAACUUGUAUGAAAUGUGCUGCUGUCUUUGCAUUGCGAGAGUUUCACUUCCUGUGGACAAUUCCUCCCCACUUUCCAUUUUAACAUACGGCAAGAGCUUAGCCCUAGAAUUGUCAAUAGUGCCAUGACAAAUGAUGCUUAAAAUCCGUCUUCCUCAUCCCACUGUUCUCCUGAUGUGUUAAUCCAGGGGUGUCAAACUCGCGGCGUCACGGCGGCGUCACGUGAUGUAUUGGGACUUUUUCCCCCUUCGCUAAACCAGGCGGGGACGGGGCCAGCUACGCGACGCAUCCAGCCUGCAGAGCCGCGAGUUUGACACCCCUGUGUUAAUCUAUGGGUCCCAUCACUCUCCAGCAGCAUGCUUGCUCUAGAGUGAUUGUAGACAUAUUCCAACACAUCAUAAGAAUACCGGGUGGGAGAAGACGGUCUAGAACCUUGGCCUAGUUCUCACCGGGAUGGUGAAAUUGUCUUGGACUGCACGUCUUGAGGCUGUAAGUUGAGAACCUUGUGAUGGGAAUGUGGCAUGAUCAGAACAAAGUGUUUGCAUGUAGAAAUUGGCAUGUGUAGGGGUAGGGUUGGUGACAUCUCAGUGGACAUACUAUCUUGCUAGAAGAAAGUCUUAUAUGUUAUUUGGACAGAAUGGCAGUUCUUUUAUUUUAAGAGUAGCCUCUUACAGUUUGAAGUGGAAGGUCCUCACUAGUGCAGGGGUCUCCAACCUUGGCAACUUUACGACUUGUG